UAAACAAUAACAAAUUGUCAAAUAAAUUUUCUUUGAUAAUACAUGUGUUUUUAGUGAAAUGGCCGAUUUAAAGAAAGAUUUAGACGAGUACUUAUUGUUGCAAAACGAUCAAAAGAAAUCGUUUAAAUUGCAACUGCCGUUGAUACAAAAACCCAAUUUCUCGGCUUGGUUCAAAAAGGAAGAAGCCGAUGAUGGUAGUUGGUUUCAGGAGACGAAAAAGGAUUGUUGUCCUAGUUUGUCACGGUUUCAAAGAAUUACCGGCUUUUGCUUAUGUAUAAUAAUGGGAAUUUUAUGUUUUACCCUUUCCGCAAUGUACAUUCCAGUCUUAUUGUUUAAAGCAAGAAAAUUUUCUUUGUUGUUUACAUUAGGAAGUUUAUUCUUUAUUAUGAGUUUUUCAUUUCUAUGGGGACCAAUGGCACAUUUAAAACAUAUGUUUUCGAGGGAACGUCUUCUUUUAACAUUAAUUUAUGGAACAACUCUCGUGGGUACUUUAUAUUUCGCCUUGCAUCUGCAAAGUACUCCUUUUACGGUAUUAUUCGCCGUCGGACAGAUUGUAACCUUGCUUUGGACUGUUAUUUCUAGCAUACCAGGUGGGGCAACAGGUUUAUCAUUUUUUUCAAAGAUGUUUUCAAAAACUGUUAGUACAACAUUACCUGUUUAAGAUUGUUUUAAUUUUUAUUGUAAAUCUUUUUCAUGUGAUUUCUUAUUUAAUAAAAUACGUAUUUUAUUUA
Messenger RNA from Onthophagus taurus, 731 nucleotides. RefSeq lists its product as uncharacterized. The record is from RefSeq and is a predicted model, not a curated record. Gene Ontology annotation, biological process: vesicle-mediated transport. Gene Ontology annotation, cellular component: membrane. NCBI's taxonomy places the organism in Eukaryota, Metazoa, Arthropoda, Insecta, Coleoptera, Scarabaeidae.